AUGCAUAUUUGUUCAUAACUAGUCGUGCAAAUAAACUUUGUUUAACUAAAACCAAAACACCUCGGAACCGCACAUAAAAUUUGUUCAAGUUAAUAAUCCACACAACCCAGCAACUCAAACCGUCAACAAAUAUACAGUAUUUUAUUUUAUUGCUUGAAAGAUUUUCAAGAAAGCAAUAGAGUCUUGGCUUGACUGCUAGCUCUGGAAAAUACUGGCGAUCCAAGAAAGCGAAAAAGGUGGUUGUCUUUUUGUGGUGGUUUUGAUUCUAUACAAUCUACAUAUAUAAAUAAAUAAGUGAGAAGAGUAAAAUAUCGAACCCAGUGAAGUGGAAGAAGAAAAUAUCAUGAAUUGUCUUCACAAUCUUCCUCGAUUCUCUGUUUCGCCCUUUCAAACAGUUGCUACGCGCUACCACAAGAACCUUCCUCUUUCUCUGAGGAUCGUUAAUAGUUCUUUUCAAGAUCGAAAUAUGGCACUUAAGUCUGUUUCAGGUUCUACACCGAGUGCAGAGACAAGUAGUGCAGAUAUGGAGGAAGAAAAGUCAGAGAUAUAUAGUCACAACAUGACAGAAGCCAUGGGUGCUGUUUUGACUUAUAGGCAUGAACUAGGAAUGAACUACAACUUCAUCCGUCCAGACUUGAUUGUGGGAUCAUGUCUACAGACUCCUGAAGAUGUUGACAAGCUGCGUAGAAUUGGAGUGAAAACUAUAUUUUGCUUGCAACAAGAUCCAGACCUUGAAUAUUUUGGAGUUGAUAUUAAUGCCAUACGAGAAUAUGCCAACAAAUGCAAUGACAUGCAACACUUGCGUGCUGAGAUAAGGGACUUUGAUCCAUUUGAUUUACGGAUGCGGCUUCCUGCUGUAGUUAGCAAAUUAUACAAGGCAAUAAAUUCCAAUGGAGGUGUGACAUAUAUUCAUUGCACUGCUGGACUUGGAAGAGCUCCUGCUGUUGCUUUGGCAUAUAUGUUUUGGGUACUGGGUUACAAAUUUAAUGAGGCUAAUACACUACUUCAGAGCAAAAGGACAUGCUGUCCAAAACUGGAUGCCAUUAAAAGUGCAACGGCUGAUAUCCUUACAGGCCUCAGUAAGAAGCCCAUCACUUUGUCAUGGGAAGACAGCAAUUGCGCUUCAGUGGAAAUUUCAGGACUCGAUAUUGGAUGGGGGCAGAGAAUGCCCCUAGAUUUUGAUGGCAAACAGGGUUUAUGGUUUCUCAAGAGGGAAUUACCUGAAGGACUCUACGAGUACAAGUACAUCGUUGAUGGGGAAUGGACAUGCAAUAAAGAUGAGCUUGUAACCUCUCCCAACAAAGACGGCCAUGUUAACAAUUUUAUUCAAGUCCUUGAUAGCAGCAGCGUUCGGGCCUCUCUUUGGGAGAGAUUGACUGGUGACGAUCCUGAUCUGACAAAGGAUGAACGACUGAGAAUAAAAGAGUUUUUUGAAGCUUGUCCUGAUGAGGAUUUGUGAAUCAUCAAUGCACUUCGUUGUUGAUAUGUAAAGUAUUAGAUGCACGUAUAUACAAUACAUAUCUAAUAAAGAUUGAAUCUGAACCGCAGAUAAGAUCUUUGUUUCAGUUAUAAUGCUGGAAUGCCGCAGCUUAUUGUCUUCCGUAGCAUUGUUUAAAUAGUACACAUACUUUCAAUGUACCAUUAUAUAUAUGUGGCAAUGAGCUUUACAUCUAUAGCUCAAUAGUUGUUAAAAUGUUGUAGUUAAACCCCAAGAGUCAUUUUGAUAUAUUUUAGUUGCAAUCUGAGUUAUAAAAAUUAUAAAAUAGCAUCGAUCAACUCC
Molecule: messenger RNA, 1780 nt
Organism: Abrus precatorius (Indian licorice)
Lineage: Eukaryota; Viridiplantae; Streptophyta; Magnoliopsida; Fabales; Fabaceae
Product: phosphoglucan phosphatase DSP4, amyloplastic
Exons: 14
Coding region: 344-1459 (371 amino acids)
Biological process (GO): starch catabolic process; protein dephosphorylation
Cellular component (GO): chloroplast
Molecular function (GO): carbohydrate phosphatase activity; protein tyrosine/serine/threonine phosphatase activity; starch binding
Source: RefSeq, a predicted model, not a curated record